CAGUCAGUUCUGAUCCCAGGAACAACACUCCUACUUCUACCACCAUGUUUGCCAAGGUCGCACUCUUCUGCUUCGUCGCUGUCGCCGCCGCGGCUCCCCUUGAGGAUUACCCACCUCAGCCUUACACCUUCAACUACGACAGCACCGACGAGUACGGCACCCGACUGACCCGCGAGGAGACCGGUGACGCCAACAACAACAAGGUCGGCUCCUACAGCUACACCGACGCACAGGGCAUCUCCCGUACCGUCAGGUACACCGCCGACGCCGAGGGAUUCCACGCCACCGUGGAGACCAACGAGCCGGGAACCAAGAGCUCGAACCCAGCCGAUGCCGUGUACACCUCUAGCGCCGUCGAGGUCGCCCCUGCCCCAGCUGCCGCCAUCGUUGCCAAGCCCGUGGUCGUGCAGUCCACCCCAGCGGCCGUCGCUGUGCACGCCGCCCCAGCCACCGUUGCAGUGCACGCCACUCCUGUUGCUGUGCAUGCCGUCCACCCGGCCCAGUACGCCGUGCACCCAGCCCAGUACGCUGUGCACCCAGCCCAGUACGCUGUGCACCCAGCCCAGUACGCUGUGCACCCAGCCCAGUACGCCGUCGUCCACCCAGCUCCUUUCACCGUCGCCAAGAGCGCUUGAGAAGUUCGGAGACGGUUCGUCCCGACAAAACAGAGCAGGGAGGUUAUAGGUCAGCAGAAAUGAAUUACUCUCUAAAUUGGCCCAAUGCGCAAGAACGAAAAUUUUCCAAAUUUCCACCAUAGCUCUUCAGUAGGCUCAGAAACUCGCCAUCUAGUCUCUCUUGAGUCUUGGUAUUCACAUAUAGAAGUAUUAUUGAUUUAUCAGAAAAUAUAUAUUCCGUUGUUGCCGUUUCUCCUAGAAUAAAUACUGAUGUUACAUAUAAUGCCGA
Molecule: messenger RNA, 903 nt
Organism: Dermacentor andersoni
Lineage: Eukaryota; Metazoa; Arthropoda; Arachnida; Ixodida; Ixodidae
Cellular component (GO): chitin-based extracellular matrix
Molecular function (GO): structural constituent of chitin-based larval cuticle
Source: RefSeq, a predicted model, not a curated record